Molecule: messenger RNA, 1299 nt
Organism: Oryza brachyantha (malo sina)
Lineage: Eukaryota; Viridiplantae; Streptophyta; Magnoliopsida; Poales; Poaceae
Product: UPF0481 protein At3g47200-like
Exons: 1
Coding region: 1-1299 (432 amino acids)
Source: RefSeq, a predicted model, not a curated record
AUGAAUGCUAUGGAGAUCAACACCUUCGUCGUGCAGCUCCCCACGUACAUGCGUGACGCAAAUAAGGCGCUUUUCGAGCCUAGAGUCGUCUCCAUCGGGCCCUAUCACCACGGUCACAGGAGCACCGGCAACAUGGAAGUUCACAAGGAUCGCUUCCGCCGUAGCUUCUUGCAACGCCUGGGCAACGUGAGCCACCAAGAUGCCAUUGAUCGCUGCAUCGAAGGCGCUCUCCAGUGCUACAGCGGGAGCAUUGGCAUGUACACCGCGGAGAUGCUCACGCGCGACGGGUGCUUCGUCGUCGAGCUCCUCCUCCGCUGGAACGAGGGACGCGAGGCCCAUGUCGACAAUCACAUUCGGUUGAUGUCCAACUGCAUAUACUACGACCUCCUCCUGGUCGAUAACCAGAUACCUUUCUUCGUUCUCGACAGGCUCUUUAAUGAAUUCUUGAAGCACGUCAAUGGACAUCCCAUCUUCAACCGUGAGUCCAACCUGGUCAACCUCUUCAUCAGAUUCUUCAACAACGCGGGCCAAUUCUCGUGGGCUAAUUUAGAGGUGCUGAAUCUACCACACGCGGAUGAUCAACCGAUUCGCCACUUGCUUGAUCUUCAGUACAGGCUUGUCAUCAGCAACAACAUGGGGAUUGGCGAGCAAGGUCGUUGCAACAAUUGUUCGUUUAGCCUAUGCAUCGACGUCUGUCCCGUGGCGACCAUGGCACGAGGAAUCCCCGGUGCAAAUGAGCUGGAAGACAACGGUGUUAGGUUCCAUGUGAAGGAGUUGGAUCAGCAUGUCAAAUUGUUCGACGUGACGUUUCGGGACAAAACCAUAGGGAUCCCCCGCUUUGAGAUCAACUUCGGGUCCAAGAUCCUACUGGCAAACCUCUUCGCUCACGAGCAAGCCAACGGCGGCGGCAAUGGCGCCGGCGUCGUCGUCGUCGGAGCUGUGACGAGCUACGUGGUGCUGAUGAACGCGCUCAUCAACAGCAGGGAGGACGUGGUGGUUCUCCAGCGGAAGCGCAUCGUGGACAACCUGCUGUCGAACGAGGAAGAGGUGGCCUCCUUCUUCAACGAGCUCGGCCGGUGCGCCCUGGUGGACGUCACCAACCACCGCUACACCGCCAUGUUCAGAGAUGUGAACAGCUACCUGAGGAACAGGCUCAAUUGCUGCAAGUACUGCGCCAUCUUCUCCCUGAAACACUGCAAGAACCCGCUGACUUGCCUCUCGCUGCUGGGCGCAAUUAUGCUCUUAAUCUUUUCGUGCACCUCCAUGAUCUUCGCCAUCCUCAAGUACGCACGUGGCUAG